This is a messenger RNA of Sclerotinia sclerotiorum 1980 UF-70, 501 nucleotides long. RefSeq lists its product with no specific name. NCBI's taxonomy places the organism in Eukaryota, Fungi, Ascomycota, Leotiomycetes, Helotiales, Sclerotiniaceae. The record is from RefSeq and is a predicted model, not a curated record. The transcript is spliced from 3 exons. The coding region runs from base 1 to 501 and encodes 166 amino acids.
AUGGGUUGUUGGUCGAGUAAAAUAGAAGAGAAGUAUCAGGGAAAAGAAAUUAGUUCUAUUAUUUCCGAGGAAUCUGAUGAAUAUAGCAAUCACCGCGGACGAUCUGACGAACGGGACAAAUUUCACAGGGAAAAAGAACUAUGUCAUAGCAGGAGCAGACAAUCUGAAGCCGAAGAACGGAAAUAUCUUGCAGAAGAUGAGAAACUCCAAAUGAAAGGAAUGACCGAAGAAGACUACUCGCGAUUUCGCGAUGCUAAGGAAAUGAGGAUGGAAGAAGAUCUGGUAAGAGAUAUAAGUGAGUUAGAGGAUGAGCAUGAAUUUAUGGAAAGAGAAAUGAGGGAUAUUGAGAGUGGAUAUGGGUAUGAAGGACGAUAUAUGGAGAGAGGGAUAGAUGGAGAUUAUGAGAUUAGUCCGAAUAGUAGGACAUAUCGAAAGGAUGAUGACAGUAGUGAUGUUAGCUCCAUGCUCUCUGUAUUUCAUGAAUCGCCGGAGGAAAGCUAA